This is a messenger RNA of Darwinula stevensoni, 5857 nucleotides long. The record is from the annotation of a GenBank genome assembly. Lineage: Eukaryota; Metazoa; Arthropoda; Ostracoda; Podocopida; Darwinulidae.
AUGACGCUUUACUCCUGGACCUUCCUCGUGCUCGUGGCCGUCGCGGACGGCAGUGGCCAGUGGAUGUGGGGCGGCUGGAAUCCCUUCCUCCUGCUCGAGAGACUCGUCUUCGACAAUCCCAAUUCCGGCCUCGGCUCUCACAUCUCCAGUCGAAGCCAGAAGAGUUCCUUCAAUGAGUCCGGGGACUCGGCGAACGAAGAAGAGAAAGAGAGCGAGGGCGGGCUCCUGUCCACCCUCCUGGACUUGAGCACCCGCGCCUCAGGCUCCCGCUGCUACGGCGACCUAGGCUGCGUCCACAUCGACCCGUCAUGGUUCCACCUGAUCUACCGACCUGUGAACCUGUUCCCCAUCUCCAGGGAGGAGAUGCAGACGCAGUUUUUCCUCCUCGCGAGGGGGAGCCGGGAGCCGGCGAGGAGGAUGGCCGAGGCCCUGCUGGAAGCGGAGGAUUGCAACGUGGUGAGCGUGGAUUGGGGCCGGGGGUCCCUUCCGCCGUAUACGCAGGCGGCGGCGAACAUUCGACUCGUGGCGCUCGAGGCGAUCGGGUUGCUGAAGUGGCUGCACGUACGGACGAUUUAUGGGCUGGAGAUGAAGGACGUGCACUUGAUCGGGCAUAGUCUGGGGGCGCACGCGGCGGGAUACGUGGGGUCUGCGGUGGAGGGGAUCGCGAGGAUCACAGGCCUGGACCCGGCGGAGCCGUACUUCCAGGGAAUGCCGGAGUUCGUACGGCUGGACCCGAGCGACGCCGCCUUCGUCGACGCCAUCCACACCGACGGCAACUCCAUCUUCUUCCUCGGCUACGGCAUGAGCGACCCCUGCGCCCACCUCGACUUCUACCCCAACGGCGGCCGCAACCAGCCCGGCUGCGCCCUCUCCCAGGUCCCCCUCACCCUCCUCAAAGACGGCAUGGAAGAGGCCGGCCGGGACUUCGUCGCUUGCAGCCACCAGGGGGCCAUCAGGUACUUCACCGAGAGCAUCACCUCCAGUUGCCCUUUCCUUGCCUACAGCUGUCCGUCCUACGAACAGUUUCUUCAGGGUCGAUGCCUCGACUGCGGCGCCAACGGGGAGAAAUGCGCCUACCUGGGAUACCGGGCCACCGACUACCCCGCGGAUCUUCCCGUUCACCUCCCGCUCUACCUCACCACCAACGCCAGGGCUCCGUACUGCCGGUACCACUACUCCCUGGCGAUGCGGCUGGCGUCCCCGCGCCACGCGAAGGAGACGCUGAAGGGCCACCUGCAGGUGUCGCUCGAGGGGACGAGGGGCAUCCUUCCGCUGCAGAACCUCACGGCGCUUGGGUUCGUUGCUUGGGUUGCUCUGGCGGGUCGGUUGGGUGGCUGUGCCAAGCUUCCUCGGCAUGACGUCACGCUCUCUAAUCGGCACAGCGAGACGGCGACGUAUCGCCACGGAGGCGUCUACCGCUGGUUCUUCACCAGCCCGGUCGAUCUGGGCGAAGUGCAGCAGAUGGAAUUGCAUUGGAAAUACGACGAGAACCCUCGGGACCCUUCCACGUAUUGUUUCCUCAUCUGCGACAAGACUCUUUACCUCGAUUCCGUCUCUCUCACUCACUAUCGGAUGCCGGGGAACUCCAGCCGAAGUGACGGGGAUGAGGCGCUGAUGGAGCGGGACACGUUCUGCGAUGCGGGGCUUUGGUUCACGCCCGUCGGGUCCGGGUCCUGGGCCACGCUCCGCCCGAAUCCGGAAUGCCGGACCUCGAUGGGAGCCAUGAAGGAGAGAAACAAGCCUUUGAGGACCAUCCUUCGAAAGUUCAUCGAAAAUGUGGAAAAUUUGGAAAACUUGCUCAAGGAAGGACAAGAUCAGUAUGAUAAGGAAUUCCAGAACCUGAAGUUGGUGAGUGAAAGCCUGAAGAGUCUUUCUGAAUACUCAUGCAAAGAAGGGGAGAGAGAAGUGAACAGAAGAAAGAACAGAUACAAAGAUAUCCUUCCUUUUGACCACACUCGAGUCAUAUUAUCAGAAUUUCCUGGAGUUCCUGGAAGUGAUUAUAUCAAUGCCAACUACAUUCGAGGAGCAACAACCGGGGCUCCUGCAUAUAUUGCAGCUCAAGGUCCUUUGGCACACACGGUCCCUGACUUCUGGCGAAUGGUUGUGGAAUGUCAGGUUCAGGUCAUUGUCAUGGUCUGCAAUGAAAGAGAAUCUGGUCGGCAUAAAUGUGAAUGCUACUGGGUGGAAAAGGAAGGAGAAGAGAAGACUUGGGGGAAUGUGACUAUUUCUCUGGUGAAGCAGAGAAAAAUAUGCCCUGAUUUCCUUCUUCGCACACUUAAACUUGCAACCACAUCUGAAGAUGGGUCCUUGGAUGAAAGGACAGUUUGUCAGUUCCAUUACGUGGCCUGGCCAGAUCAUGGAGUCCCAGCUCAGGUUAGACCCCUGCUAGACCUGGUGCUUUUGGUGAGAGAUUGUCAGGCUGCAGAAACCAGGCCUGUACUUGUUCAUUGUUCUGCUGGAUGCGGUCGAACUGGUACCCUCUGUGCCAUUGACUAUGUCUGGGGGCUCCUAAGAAGUGGAAGGAUCCAUGAGAGUUUCAAUCUCUUUGACAUCAUUGCUGAGAUGCGGAAGCAGCGCAUCGCCAUGGUGCAGACCAAGGAUCAGUACAUCCUUGUGCAUCGAGCUGUAAGGGAACUGUUUCUGGAACAGUUAAAGAUGAUAGAUUCUCAUCCAUAUGAAAAUGUGGAUAUGAAUGGGGAACCUCUUGGAGAAAAUGGAGGAGCAGAAACUGAAGAGGAUAUGGAGCCUCUUUGUCGACAGGGCACUCCUCCCCAUGCCUAUGAAACCAUAUUUCCACAAGCUUCUUCUGAUGACAGACUAGAAACAGGAUUAUUGGACUCAUCCCCACCCCUUGUGAAGAAACCAACAGUCUCAUUCCCCGAACGGUGCCGAAGCCCAAGCCCCAUGCGUCAGCCAUCAACUCCGAGGGAUGCAUUUUGUCAACCCCGUUCAUCAUCCCAGGAUCCCUCUGCAUCGAAGAACACCGAAGCAAAGAGGAAGAGGAUUGAACAGCUAAAGGCAUUUUUUGAGCAAGGAGGGGGGGAAGGAGAAGGGGCAACCCCAAAAGUGCGCUUGUCUCGCAGUGCCAGUAGUGUCAUGGUUCGUCACCUGGCCACUCCUCCACAACAGCAGUUUUCAACUGCAAGGAAGCCUCCAAAGACUCAAAGCUGGGGCUUUCGAGUGGCAAAUCUCCGCCCUGAACCAACACCUCCACAGAGAAGGAGGAAACCACCACUCCAGCCUGUCCUAUCUCAGCCAAAGCCUGAAACUAAGAAGAUGGAUGUGGAGGAAGAUAGCAUCAGACAGGAAAAGGAAGUGGCAUCCCCUGCAACUUCCAGGAAUCUGAUUUCAUUGAGUAAGAGUCCAUCACAAGCAGAAAGUGCCUUGAAGCCUCGAGAAUCAAGAAGACCCUCUGUGCCUGUCAAGAGGAGUAAAUCAGUGAAACUGCCAGCUGCAACUGGAGCAUCACGCAUCCCUGCUGCCAUCAAAACACCUGAUUACUUGGCUCUGGAAUCUGUGAGCAGAGUACCUCGAUAUCAGGACUUUGCUCAAGCACCAAAAAAAUUCUUUGGGAGUGCAAGAAGUGAGGAAGAGGCCACAAGAAAGCCCCCAGUGGUUCAGAACUUCUGCAUUGGAGGACCUCCUGAUCAAGGAACACGAAUCACUACAUUUUCUGAGAUCCGGAAAGGGAGUGGGAUGGCAGACACACCAAUCUAUGAGAAUCUCAAGGUUGUAUUUCCAGAACACCAGGAAACUGAAUCUGAAGUAAUGGAGAAGUGUUCGUCCCCAGGUCGACCCAUAGCAGAAGAAGAGGGGGUGAAUAUGAGUGAUGACUCCAAGAUUGAAUCUCUCUUACGUCGGAGUGCCAGUGAAAGCAGUGCACAAGAUGGGGACUCAGAACACGAAGAUGGGGAAGAACAAAUGCUGGAUGAAAGAACUAUGGGGAUAGUGCGAGACUGUGAGGCAUACUUGGGAGCUGGCCCCUUGUCCUCAUACACCAAUGUCACUCCUGAAGCAAAAUCAAAUAUAGAGCGAAUUGAGGGAAUUCUAGAGAAGCAUCCUCGAGGUGCCAUUUAUGAUGCUCUGUCUGCACGACGUCAGAGUUUUGUCCAGGCAGUUCGCCCAGGUGAACCAGAAGCAAGGAAGGACUAUGAACCCAUCUGGCCUCAGAGAUCAAGUCCUCCCAUGGCACCGGUACCUCCUCCAUCAGAAGAAACUUGGCAUGCAGACUCCACACUCCCACCACGACCAACUAAAGAUCCUCUUUUCAACAGAAAAUUAGAUGAAUUGAAGAAUCUCCUUCAAGAGUUUGCAUCGAUCUCAUUAGGAAAGCCCAAGCUCGGGCCCCUGGAUGUGCGGGUUUCAACAACAAAAGGAGGCACGCUGUUCUCCAGUCCUGAUUCACCCUCUCCCAAGCCAACAAUUAAUGCUGACAAUCCUCGACCAAGCGCAACUCGGAACAAAGAAUACGAGUUUGUUUUUGUACAAACAGAUCCAUUUGUUGGAAAGGGGAAAGAUCCUCCAGUCAUCCUCAGGAAAGCACCCCAUGACAAAGACUUGAGUGAACCUGGACCAGAACGAAAGUCACCUUCCCCACCUCCUCCUCCAUCACAGGCUCCAACUUCAAACUUCUAUGUUUCUCCUCCAAAUUACAUUUUUGGUGAUAUUCUGAAAGGAGUGAGUAGUGGAAGCAAAGAUCAGGAGCCUUCGCCAAGUCGACCGGCUGCACCUCCAAGAGUGGCAUAUGUCGACAAGGAGGGUAAACCCUGUCCCCCUCCUUACUCUGAAGUCCAGAAAAUGAGGAGAAAUCAGCCACCAUUUGUGGCAAGACGGGAGAAUCUGGAAUCUCGGAAGAAGUUGAGUCCAACUGCACCACCCCGACUAAAGAGACAUCCUGGUUCUUUCACUUCUCUGAACAGCUCCACUGGGACUCAUCCUUUUCCGGUGGAGCCUGAAGAGUUGAGGACUCCCCCAAAAAUCUCAUUAAAGUCAUCUGCAAACAUGCAAGGAUCUCCAUCUCCAGCAUCUCUUCAAAACCAACCAGUCCUUACGUCAUCUCCAUCUCCUUCUUAUGUUCAGUCAUUCACUCCACCUCCUCCUCCCAUGUUUGCAGUGAGGGAUGUGAGAAUGGGAUCUUCAUCCCAUUCCCCUUCCUUCCCUCAGGGUCAUGUGGGAGCUGGAAUGCCCAUCUCAACCAUCACUCUUCCCCCUUCAUCCACCUUCAACACAAGUUCUCUUACACCAUCAUGUUCGUUUUCUGGGGUUCAGUUACCAGAUGACAAAGGGGAUCUAUCAGCCUUGACAUCUCCUGGUGUAUUGAGUAAAGCUCUCACAAAACUAAACUCCCUUCGCACAAAGUUUGGCUCCAACCUUGAUGGUGGUGCUUCCUCUGAGCCAAGGUCUCUCUCCCCUGUUGGAUAUGCUGGUGCUCCAGUGAAUCCUACAAGAAGACCCAGUCUCCUCAAGCGACAAGAAUAUCUCUGAUCCUCAAACCCUUUCCUACUCUUCCAUCAUGUUGAUUCCCCCUUCCUGUCAGUACCUUUAUGUUCAGAGGUUCCUUUCUGAAGAGCUUCCUCUAGAAUUCAGUAUCCAAGCCUCAGUAUUUGUAUGCCCGCCGAGAGAGUAGUUCGUACUCAAGUUCCUGCUGUGAUGCCCCUGAACAAACUUUCCUUCUUUGCAAUACUCUACCCAUAACCCAUCAGUCUCAAUAGUUGAUAUUGUAUGUGUUCUUGCCCAUUGCACAAUCCCACAUUGUGCCUGUGAUCUGAGGAUACUGGUGCAGUUCCAUGGUGGCAUUCUGUUUCAUCUCUUAUGGUGCUCUCUAGGAAAUCAGAAUAAUAGACUUUUUCGUGGUCUU